CCAGGGCUUGUCCAAGAUUCAUGGCAUUAAGUGAUUCCAAGAUGAAUUCCGCUACAGGUGCUCCUCAGCAGCACAAGCAAUCUUCGAGGAAGGGCAAAAAAGCCUGGCGAAAGAAUGUCGACAUCACGGAAGUCCACCAAGGCCUGGAAAGUCUGCGAGAAGAAAUUAUUCAAGGUGGUCCGGUAGCAGAGAAAUCGUCGGAAGAGCUGUUUGCACUUGAUACCAAAGGUUCACAAGAAAUAAAGAAGAAGUACAAGUUACAGAAGCCUUUGAAGGUAGAUGAGAUUCUGUCACGACGAUCUGCAGUGCCCGCACUGGACUCUCGGAAGAGACCACACUCAGCAGUCACAGAUGGAGUCAUUGAGACAUCCAGCAAACGGCAAAAGCCUGACUGGGUCAGCAAGAAGGAGGUACAACGGUUAAAGAACAACCUGAACAACAGUACGUUCUUGGACAACCAGAAUAUCGACAGUGAGAACGCUGUAUUCGACCCUUGGGCCGCCAAUGUCAACUCCGAACCGGAGGAGAACGAAUCAAGAGGAUACGUGCCCAAACCUAAGGCCAAGGUCGCGCCAGCAACCAUACGAAAAGCACCAAUUGCCAUGACCGCCAGUGGCAGACCCGUGCGAGCGGUGCAACACCCAAGGGCCGGGACUAGCUACAAUCCGGCAUUCGAAGAUUGGGAUGACUUGCUGAAUAAAGAGGGCGAGCGAGAGUUACAGGCUGAAAAGGCUCGCCUGCUUCAGGCUCAGAUUGCCGCAGAAAAGGAGGCGAAAAUUCGGGAAAUAGCCGCCAGACCUGAACCGAAUCCAGCAGAUGAGGAGAGUGCGUGGGAAGGCUUUGAGACAGACAACGACGAUCCAGAAGUUCUGAAGAAGAAACGGCCUGAACGUAAGACCCCUGCUCAGCGUAACAAGCUCAAGAGGAGAAGGGAAGGCGAAAGAUUGGCGAAGCACGAAAAGAGAAUGGGUGAUAAGCAGAAGCAGGCAGAGCAAAUCAUUAAUGCCAUGAUCAAGCGUCAGGAGAACGAGAUGGAGUUGGCGCAGCAGAGCGACAGCGAUGCCGAGUCCGAGGAAGGCGAUGACGAGACACUACGGCGGCGGAAGAUGGGCAAUUCUGUGAUACCAGAGAAAUCACUUGAGGUUGUUCUGCCCGAUGAACUCCAGGAUUCACUGCGGAGGCUGAAGCCUGAAGGGAAUCUUUUGAAUGACCGGUUCAGAAGCUUGCUGGUCAAUGGGAAACUGGAAGCGCGGAAACCGAUACUGCAGCCCAAGAAGGCGAAGAAGACUUACACCGAGAAAUGGUCGUACAAAGACUUUACUGUCAAGGUCUGAACUGAAGCGGACUGGCGCUGAGUACAAAGAUGCAUGGCCCGGCACGGUGAUGCAGUCUCCAGUUGCGCGAUCAUAUCUUGUUUGGCCUAAGCAUGAAUUUACGCUUCUGAAUGAACAUUGUCCAACCCAUACCUAGCCUUUUGUCACAGAGAGACCUUAGGGGAGGGAGUUACAAUCUGCUGCAACUCAGGAAUGCUUUGACAAGAAGUAAAUGGGACACUCGGGAUUGACAGCGGCGAUAUCACAUUAG
Exophiala xenobiotica is the source of this 1584-nucleotide messenger RNA. RefSeq lists its product as uncharacterized. Gene Ontology annotation, cellular component: nucleolus. The transcript has a single exon. The record is from RefSeq and is a predicted model, not a curated record. Gene Ontology annotation, molecular function: 5S rRNA binding. Gene Ontology annotation, biological process: ribosomal large subunit assembly; rRNA processing. The coding region runs from base 21 to 1334 and encodes 437 amino acids. NCBI's taxonomy places the organism in Eukaryota, Fungi, Ascomycota, Eurotiomycetes, Chaetothyriales, Herpotrichiellaceae.